UUUAAGGUCCCUUAAUUUUCCCAAAUAAUGUAAUUAAAACCCAAACCCAAAUCCAAAUUCUUCUCUAUAUCUCCGCAACUGGGUUUGGUACAAUUGAUCCAGUUUUUCUUCAUCAAAUCUAAAAAAAAAAUCCUUAGGGAUCGGAAUUGAUCAUCAUGGGAGGAGAAGGAGCAGAGGCGCAGUAUGUUAGGGCAAAGAUUUCAGUGUGGUGGGAUAUAGAGAAUUGUCAAGUCCCCAGAGACUGUGACCCACAUGCCAUAGCUCAAAAUAUUAGCUCUGCUCUGGUCAAGAUGAAUUAUUGUGGACCGGUUUCCAUCUCGGCUUAUGGGGAUACGAACCGGAUUCAUUCUGCGGUUCAGCAGGCUCUUUCUAGUACCGGAAUUGCUCUUAAUCAUGUCCCGGCCGGUGUGAAAGAUGCAAGUGACAAGAAGAUUCUUGUGGAUAUGUUGUUCUGGGCGGUGGACAAUCCUGCCCCUGGUAAUUAUUUGUUAAUUUCUGGAGAUAGAGACUUCUCUAACGCUCUCCAUCAACUGCGGAUGAGGAGAUAUAAUAUUCUCUUAGCACAGCCUCAACGAGCAUCUGCACCCCUCCUCGCAGCUGCUAAGAGUGUAUGGCUGUGGACGAGUCUUGUUGCUGGAGGACCAGCAGUGCCAGAGGGUGAAUCGCUACAACUUGGUAAUAAUAGUUAUACAUCUUCUUCGGACACAUUACAUAUUCCAGUUUCUGAUAGCUCUCAUACCUAUUCUGAAAAUCCCCAUAUGGGAAAUCAGAGAAAUUCCUAUGUAACUAAACAGAAAGUAAAAGCCACUAGAAGAAACCCGAAUCAAACAAAUGGAUCAAAUACUUUAAGUGCACCUGUUUGGACCCAAGAAGAUCAGCCAAAUUCAAACUCUUACCAACCUGGUCCUUAUGUACCUAAAGUUCCCUUAACCAGACCUUCUCCGGAUUUCAAUCACGGGAAUCCUAACUUUACUUGGAGUAAUGUCACCAACGUUCAUAGCAACCAUCAAAGUCAUUUUACACAGUCUUCAAGGCCAAAUGCUUCAGCUAUGCAACCUGAAUUUGCUGGUGGUAAUAUUUAUCCACCAAAUUUUCAAAUUCAUGCUCCUAUAAGUUCAUCUAGGCCCAAUGGGACUGCGAUUACCUCAGCACCAAUUUUAAACUUACCUGAUAUUGGUAACUUGAACAUUUCUGGAUUCCCUCCCAGCUUUAACAACCCUCCAACUGCCCAAAGACGAAAUGGAGAGCAAAAACAUGACGGAAAGAGAAAAGGUGCAAAGUCUAUAUAUUCUAGUAACUCACAAAAUGGACACAAGGCACCAAACAAUCAGACAAUGAACAAUAGGUACUCUGGCGGUCCAGAAUAUCCACCACCAUCUUCGUCACCAACAGCUGACGAUGUUGCUUCUCUUAAGGUUUGGGGAACUCCGGGAUGCCCAAUCCCUUCAGAAUAUGUUCAAGGCCUUAUUGGAGUUAUCCUACUUGCCUUGAACACCCUUAAAAAUGAAAAGAUAAUGCCAACUGAAGCAAAUAUAUCGGAUUGCAUUCGAUAUGGAGAUCGCAAACAUUGCAAUACUGACAUUAAGAAGGCCCUUGAGAGUGCUAUUGAGGAACAGAUGGUCAUCAAACAGAACUUAGGAGCGGUGCAGUUGUAUGUUUGUAAGCAUGAAAAACUGUGGAAAUGUGUAAAUCCUAUAGGUGGAAGUCUUAAAGAAUAUCCGAAACCCACGUGGGAUGAAAUUCAGAAAUUUCUGGAAUCCCCUGCUGGGCGAUCUGCAAUCAUGUCAUCCCAGUGCAGGUAUGAAGCUGCUAAAAUUAUAAAGAGUAUGUGCUUGAAAGAACUUGCUUUGGGUAACAUACUUCAGAUUGUAAAUAUGGUUAUUGCCAUAAAGAAAUGGAUUAUUCAUCAUCAAUCAGGUUGGCAACCACUUACUAUAACUCUUCCUGAGGCCAACAGUGAUUUAGAGUCUGCAGCUUGGACACUAUAGCAAGAAAAAAAAGGCCCUGUAGAUAGUUAAAAGCACUAGAAACCAUAAUGGUUGGUUAUCAGUGCUUAGAGUAGAAAAAAGCCUUUUUCUUUUUCCUUUGAAUUGCGGAGUUGGUAGUAGUUACAAUGGGGGUUGAUUUGCGUUGGUGUAGGUAUAUAGCAAUAGCUGAUCUUACCCUAGUAUCUCAAUCCUGGACCGUGGUAUACACAUUAAGCGUUAGCAUGAAAAGUAUAUUUAAAGAAAUCCUGAGGCGACUUUGAAUGAGGAAGUAUGCAAGAUAAUUUUAGGAGAUAAAAUGCUCGCCGGUUGCCUGUUUACAUGCCUUUUGCAUCUCUGGUUUUCUGCUCUUUUGCAUCUCUGGUUUUCUGCUCUUUUGCAACUUCAUGGCUGUACUGGAGUUGUGAUUUAGUAGUUGGGUUAUAACUCUACGAACUUAUGUGCACAUAAGAAAAAGUGGUCUAGCUAUGAAUUUGAGUAUGUUGCUCGUUUUGAAUGGCUGAGUAAUUGUGUGCCUUGUUCGGUAAAAAAAACACAUUCACUAUAGGUCUGUAGCGUGCUCUCAGUUAAAGUCAUCUGAAGAAAAAUUGCAGGAAAGAUCUGUAUCCUCCAGUCUCUACGGUUUUAUAGCUCUUUAUUUGACCACCCAAACAUCUAAGGCUCGUUCAUUAUUAUCUGCCACCUCAAAGUUUAUCCGUUGAGUUGAUACCAAGAAUGAGACGACUCAACUGUGCUGAAUGAAGAUUUGGAAUUGAUAUUGGUUAUAUGCUUGAGAAGGUGGAAGCUUGACUAGUUGAUGCGAACAAUAAAUUGGAGUUUUCUAUGAUUAUCAAGUUACCUUGUGACAACAUAUGUGACUUUUAAGUAUUUCCGUAAAGUUGGGAGCUUUUCGCCUGAUAACUUAUGCAGCCCAACGUAGCGAAUCAUUUCAUUGAAAAAAGUAGCAUGGGAAUGAGGAACUCAACAGCAAAUGAUGGUUUGUGCUGCUGAAAUAAGAAUGAGAAUAAUUUAAUCAUUGAGAACUGAGAAGGUGAUGUUCUGGUAACUUCUGUAUAUUAUUUUCCUUUGAGUUUAUUAGUUAGAAGCAUCUGAAGUCAAACUAUGUCCGAAUGAGGAGCUCAAGUCAGGACGAGUUGUGUCCUGAUUGUGUCAUGUGUAGUUGAAUAAAAAGCAAUGUAUGUAAUUCUGCAUUUUUUCUGUUUCUAUCAGUUUAUAAAUACAACCAUCGUCUGGUUUGUUUUGUAUAA
Molecule: messenger RNA, 3232 nt
Organism: Mercurialis annua (annual mercury)
Lineage: Eukaryota; Viridiplantae; Streptophyta; Magnoliopsida; Malpighiales; Euphorbiaceae
Exons: 3
Coding region: 156-1988 (610 amino acids)
Biological process (GO): regulation of gene expression
Cellular component (GO): peroxisome
Molecular function (GO): RNA nuclease activity
Source: RefSeq, a predicted model, not a curated record